CUGGUUUCUGUCCUUCUGUCCUGAGGGCAAUGUCAGCCACCCAGGUGCUGAUAUAUCCACUCCUGACCCCUGGAAGGGUCUUGUGGACCUAUCCACAUGCCUUCCCUGCUGCAGCUGGAGCCUCUGUUGUUGCCAGGCUGCCCCCUUCACUCCCCCUUCCAGUCUGGCCUUGGGGACAUGAGAGGUGGCAAUGGCACAGCAGUGACUGAGUUUGUUUUGCUGGGGUUCUCAGGUUACGGUUCCCUCCGGGGCCCUCUGUUCUGGGGGGUGCUUCUGGUCUACCUGGUCACCCUGCUGGGCAACUUGCUGAUCAUCCUCCUCACCCUGGCUGACGCUGCCCUGCACUCGCCCAUGUACUUCUUCCUGCGCCACUUCUCCGGGUUGGAGAUACUUUACACCACGACUGUGGUCCCCAGGAUGCUGGCCGACCUCCUUUCCUCCUGCCCCACCAUCCUGCAAGCCAGCUGCUUUACCCAGGUGUAUUUCUUCUCACUGUUUGGCAUCACUGAAUGUGGCCUGCUCACUGCCAUGGCCUAUGACCGCUAUGCUGCCAUCUGCCGGCCGCUGCGUUAUAGCACCCUGCUGAACCCGGGAGCCUGUGUGUGCCUGGUGGGUGCCUGCUACCUCAUGGGCAUCAUCACCAGCACCACUUACUCCAUCCUCAUCUUCACUUUGCCCUUCCACGGUACCAACAUCAUCCAUCACUUCCUGUGUGACAUCCUUCCUGUGCUGAGUCUGGCCAGCGCCAGCACCUUUUGGGGUGAAGUGGGCAAUCUUGUCGUCACCAUAGCCUUUAUCCUGACACCCUUCUCACUGAUCAUAGUGUCCUAUGCCUGUAUUCUUGUCACCAUCCUUGGGGUCGCGACAUCCCAGGGACGUCGAAAAGUCUUCUCUACCUGUUCCUCCCACCUAUUUGUGGUCAUGCUCUUUUUUGGGACGGGGAUCGUUGCCUACAUGAGGCUGGGGGCAGGCUCCUCCCAGACCAGGGACCAGAUCCUUGCCCUCUUCUACGCAGUUGCCACUCCCAUGUUCAACCCUUUCAUCUAUACUCUGAGGAACAAGGAGGUCACAGGGGCAAUGAGGCGGCUUGUGAAGAAAUACCUCUGGAGUCCUUGACCCUCUUUCAUUGUUGGAGGGCCUGAUCCUUGGAGACUUUCAAGGAAGAGUGAGGAAGAAGCCCCGGCUCUGAGUGGUGUGUCGGGGUCCCUAGCCUGCCCAGCUCGAGUGCAAUGUUGCUCAGAGCUUGGCUUCUGCAGCCUGUUCUUUUGGCCCUAAUCUGACUUUUUCUUAGGUACAAAGCUGGAGAGACAUGCAUUGGGUGGAGGCUGAGGAGUGAGGGUGACUGUGCCCAUCUCGUGCCAUGUUUGAGCACUUUUGGUCUUUCCUGAGGCUUAGGGCCCCCUCCUGGGGCUACGAUUUCUGGAGACAGUGCUUUUCUUCCUCUCAGACUCCUCACUGCAAGCCUUUCUCUUUCUUGUCAGUUGCCUCUGCUUCUACAUGAACGCCUUUACUCGAGGUGGGAGGUCUGACUUGGGUGGAAACAGGGCAGAGAAUAGUUUUUAAUAUUUUUGUUAUAAAGAAAGCUGA
Messenger RNA from Bubalus bubalis (water buffalo), 1587 nucleotides. Its product is annotated as olfactory receptor 9-like. Bases 97 to 1116 code for a protein of 339 amino acids. The transcript has a single exon. Gene Ontology annotation, cellular component: membrane. The record is from RefSeq and is a predicted model, not a curated record. Gene Ontology annotation, molecular function: G protein-coupled receptor activity; olfactory receptor activity. NCBI's taxonomy places the organism in Eukaryota, Metazoa, Chordata, Mammalia, Artiodactyla, Bovidae. Gene Ontology annotation, biological process: G protein-coupled receptor signaling pathway.